This is a messenger RNA of Gastrolobium bilobum, 4176 nucleotides long. RefSeq names its product cullin-1. NCBI's taxonomy places the organism in Eukaryota, Viridiplantae, Streptophyta, Magnoliopsida, Fabales, Fabaceae. Gene Ontology annotation, cellular component: cullin-RING ubiquitin ligase complex. Gene Ontology annotation, biological process: protein ubiquitination; ubiquitin-dependent protein catabolic process. The coding region runs from base 485 to 2719 and encodes 744 amino acids. The transcript has 19 exons. Gene Ontology annotation, molecular function: ubiquitin protein ligase binding. The record is from RefSeq and is a predicted model, not a curated record.
UUGGAGGAUAUUUAUGUUUAAUCUAUUUUUUCUUUCGGUUGUGUUGUGUGUUCCCUUUUUAUGUUGCCAUCAAUGUUAAUGGUAAUGGCCUCGUCUUCAUUUUCUUCUUCUUCUUCUUCUUCCCCUUGGUCCAUCCCCUCUCCCUCUUCCACCUUCACCUUCACCUUCACCUUCACCAACCAUUUCUAGGGUUCUCUUUCCGAUUUGAUUCAUCUUCUCUCUCCUUCCUUAACAUAAGAUUUGCCCUUUCUCUUUCCCUUUUUUCUUUCAAAUCUUCGAACCCUGAUCCCCCUCUUUUCUUUUACCCCUAUUUUAGUCUUAUUUUUUUUUAAAAAAAUUAUAUCCUCAACCCUAGCCAAUUCGAAAUUCUGAAAUCUGUUUUGUUUUGGAAUUGCUUGCUUCCUUUUGAUAUCUGUCAACUCCUCUUUUGUUUGGAAUCUUCAUGUGCAAUUGAUUGCAGAUUUUGGUGUUUUAGUUUGCCAACAUGUCAAUGAGUGAGCGGAAGACUAUCGACCUAGAACAAGGAUGGGAUUUUAUGCAGAAGGGUAUCACGAAGCUCAAGAACAUUCUAGAAGGCUUGCCUGAGCCUCAGUUCAGCUCUGAGGACUAUAUGAUGCUAUAUACGACCAUCUACAAUAUGUGCACUCAAAAGCCUCCUCACGACUAUUCUCAACAACUGUAUGACAAGUACAGAGAGUCCUUUGAAGAGUACAUCCUAUCUACGGUAUUACCUUCUUUGAGAGAGAAGCAUGAUGAAUUUAUGUUGAGAGAACUUGUGAAGAGAUGGGCGAACCAUAAAAUUAUGGUCAGGUGGCUUUCUCGUUUCUUUCACUAUUUGGAUCGCUACUUUGUUGCUCGGAGGUCACUUCCAAUCCUUAAUGAAGUUGGGUUGACUUGCUUCCGUGAUUUGGUUUACAACGAACUAAAUGUGAAAGUGAGAGAUGCAGUUAUUUCACUUAUUGAUCAAGAACGUGAAGGAGAGCAGAUUGAUCGAGCUCUAUUAAAGAAUGUAUUAGAUAUAUUUGUUGAAAUUGGAAUGGGGCAAAUGGACCACUAUGAGAAUGAUUUUGAAGCUGCCAUGCUCAAAGACACUGCUGCUUAUUAUUCUCGAAAGGCUUCAAAUUGGAUUCUAGAAGAUUCUUGUCCUGAUUAUAUGCUCAAGGCUGAGGAGUGCUUAAAACGGGAGAAAGAUAGGGUUGCUAAUUACUUGCACUCUAGUAGCGAGCCAAAGUUAUUAGAGAAAGUUCAACAUGAGUUGUUAUCCGUGUAUGCAAACCAACUCCUUGAGAAAGAGCACUCUGGAUGUCAUGCUUUACUCAGAGAUGACAAGGUCGAUGACUUGUCAAGGAUGUUCAGGCUAUUUUCUAAAAUACCUCGAGGAUUAGAUCCUGUUUCCAGUAUAUUUAAGCAGCAUGUUACCACGGAAGGUAUGGCAUUGGUGAAGCAGGCUGAAGACGCAGCUAGUAACAAAAAGGCAGAUAAAAAGGAUAUCGUAGGUCUGCAGGAGCAGGUUUUUGUUCGGAAGGUGAUUGAGCUGCAUGACAAGUACCUGGCUUAUGUGAAUGACUGUUUCCAGAAUCAUACUCUUUUCCACAAGGCUCUUAAGGAGGCUUUUGAGAUCUUUUGCAACAAAGGUGUUGCUGGAAGCUCAAGUGCAGAACUGCUUGCCACUUUUUGUGAUAACAUUCUUAAGAAAGGAGGAAGUGAAAAAUUGAGUGAUGAAGCAAUCGAAGAAACUCUUGAAAAGGUUGUCAAGCUGCUCGCCUAUAUUAGUGACAAAGACUUGUUUGCUGAAUUCUAUAGGAAGAAGCUUGCUCGAAGGCUUCUAUUUGACAAGAGUGCCAAUGAUGACCAUGAGAGAAGUAUUUUGACAAAAUUGAAGCAACAGUGUGGUGGACAGUUUACCUCAAAGAUGGAAGGAAUGGUUACAGAUUUGACACUGGCAAAGGAGAAUCAAACUAGCUUUGAGGAGUAUUUAAGCAAUAAUCCUAAUGCAGACCCUGGAAUAGACUUGACAGUUACAGUUCUGACUACUGGCUUCUGGCCUAGCUACAAAUCUUUUGAUCUCAAUCUUCCAGCAGAAAUGAUCAGGUGCGUUGAAGUUUUCAAAGAAUUUUAUCAAACCAAAACAAAGCACAGAAAACUUACAUGGAUUUACUCCUUGGGUACCUGUAAUAUAAGUGGGAAAUUUGAACCAAAAACGGUGGAGCUGAUUGUUACAACCUACCAGGCUUCGGCAUUGCUGCUUUUUAAUUCCUCGGAUAGACUGAGUUAUUCAGAUAUAAUGACUCAGUUGAACUUAUCAGAUGAUGAUGUUAUUAGACUGCUCCACUCCUUGUCAUGUGCCAAGUACAAGAUUCUAAACAAGGAGCCAAACACAAAAACGAUAUCAUCCUCUGAUUAUUUUGAAUUUAAUUCAAAAUUUACUGACAAAAUGAGGAGGAUUAAGAUCCCUCUUCCUCCUGUGGAUGAGAAGAAAAAAGUGAUUGAGGAUGUUGACAAGGACAGAAGAUAUGCUAUUGAUGCUUCAAUUGUGCGUAUUAUGAAGAGUCGGAAAGUUUUGGGCUACCAACAGUUAGUUAUGGAGUGUGUUGAGCAGUUGGGUCGCAUGUUUAAGCCUGAUGUCAAGGCAAUUAAAAAGCGGAUUGAAGAUUUGAUUUCUCGAGACUACUUGGAAAGAGAUAAAGAUAACGCAAAUUUGUUCAAGUACUUGGCUUGAUGUGGUCGUAACGACUGUGCAAAUGAAGUAAACUGCAAAUAGAAAAACAAGAGGAUCAUGCUUGAACGUUUGCAGAAAAAAAAAAACAAUUCUUCCUAGAAAUUUCUUUGAAGGGGGAGCUGGGAGUGGUUGUACAUUUUGGCUCCAUAUCCAGGUAUGGACUACUACUGUAGAUGUGUGUUCAUGUUGGAACAAUUGUAAUCAAUUCCAUAAGUAGGUCCAGCUCACUGGUAACUUCCCCACCUUUUUUUGCUUUUGAUUGCUGCACUUCCAUCUCAUAUAACUUAUUUGAUGACCCCCCCACCCCACAAAAAAAAAAAAAAGGAUUGUGUAACUGAAGCUCCAGUGAAAUUGUAAUUUGAUUGUCAGCUUUGAAAUCUCAGGUGAAUGGUAUGUCUUUUAAAUCAAAACCUUACAGCUAUGGUGCUCUACGUUAAUUGUCUAUGAUCAUAUUGCCCAACGACAUCUACUUCAUUUUGUAGUGUCUAUGACAUCUGAAAUCUGUUUGAGGAUGAUUGUUGCAAGAUUUUAAGAUUAUAUCUGUCUUACCGGUGAAUGCUUUAUGUAAUUGUGGGUAUGGCAGAAUGGGUAUGGAUCUUUACUUUUGCAUUCACAUUACGGGAUAUCAUGUGACUCAUGAAAUUAUCAUUCCAGAUUAUUUUUAUUUUUUUGCAAAUCCGUUGUAAAUAUUAUCCUCUCUUUUGUUCUGUGACAAUGAAAAAAAAGAUUCUGAAAAUUGAAAAGGAUUUGGCUGAAGCACACUUCAGUGAUGUUACAUGAUCCGUCCAAACACUGUUAUGAAUCUUGGCACUCCAUAAUAUUACAGUCCUGAAUCAUGUGCUUAUCUAUGCAUGAAAGCAUUACUUGCCAGCUUUUACAAAUUCUUUUCAAAUAUGUCAAGAUGAACAUUAGUUAUUGGGCUUCUUUGAUUGUUGGCCUAUAUUUUUAAAUUUGACAUGGAUGUUUUUGGUUUGGAGUUUGGUCUGUAUAUGAAUUUGAUUGAACUUCAUCCAACAACCCACCCAAAUAAUAAUAAUAAUAAUAGUAAUAAAGAAAAAACAUUUUUUGUUGAAUUCAAAUCAAGCUUGAAUAUAGGUAUGUUAUCAUUAUUGAAGCAGGUAUUUUAGUUCGCAGUUUAUAAUUAAUAUGUGAAGCUAAAUGAUUAUAUUAUUUUAUAUUUGAAACAAACUAUUAUAGCUCAGACAGACGCCUUUAUUACAAAUUGCAAGUCGCAAAUGCUUUUUUUUUUUUACUCUAUUUGGCAUUGUUAAUUAAAAUGAAUUCGAACUUAAUAUUCUAAAUCAAUCUGAUAUUGAUUUGAAGUUUUAGAAAAGUUAGCCAAAUCUAACUCUAGUUUCAAACAUGAAUUUCGCUACUUUGGUUCAAUUUGAUUCCCUACGUAUGGUGCUUGAACGAUUAAGGCAUUUAGCAUGCAAUUUGAUCUCCGGUUUUGGUCU